Messenger RNA from Trichoderma harzianum CBS 226.95, 1632 nucleotides. RefSeq lists its product as hypothetical. The transcript has 2 exons. The record is from RefSeq and is a predicted model, not a curated record. Gene Ontology annotation, biological process: mitochondrion inheritance. NCBI's taxonomy places the organism in Eukaryota, Fungi, Ascomycota, Sordariomycetes, Hypocreales, Hypocreaceae. Gene Ontology annotation, cellular component: mitochondrial inner membrane. Bases 1 to 1632 code for a protein of 543 amino acids.
AUGUCCAAAUACCUGAAUCUACCCAUGAUGCCUCACCGUCCGACGAAAGAAGAGCUGUUAGCGGCCGCGAAUGGGGUUUGGGAGAGGUUCAAGGUCAGGUUCAAAUGGAUUUCCAUUCGAAGUAUGAGACCUUGGAAUAUCGAUGAAUGGGGUGCUUUUGUUUCUUGGUUCAUGUUGGGUCAUAUCGUCUGGAUCUUGGUGGGCACCACGACAUUCUUCUCCAUCCUCAUCUUCUCGAUCAACACUGUCUUUGCUCAGGAAACGCUCGCGCAGUGGAUUGGAGAUUACCUGACUCAAUCUGCCGGUGUUACGGUUGUCUUCGAAUCAGCCAUCGUGCCCAAGUGGAAGAAUGGUGUUAUCGCAUUUCGCAAUGUGUUUAUUUCAAGGAGACCCGGUCAGAUCGAAUCAUCCGUCAGCAAGGGAUCAUCUGAUGCCGCUGCUGUUGCUGCCGCAGGGCGCCAGGUUCAGCAUAACGGCACUGUUACCGAAGACGAUGGCAACUAUACGCAAUUCGACGUAACGAUCGCAAAUGUUAAUGUCACGCUUUCAUUCCUCAACUGGUGGAAUGGUAGGGGGCUUCUCAAAGACGUGGAAGUAAAUGGCGUUAGAGGAAUCGUCGACCGCACUUCUGUCCGUUGGCCACUGCAGCAAAUCGAUCCGUUUUCUUACCGUCACAAACACCAACCGGGCGAUUUCGAGAUUGAAUCUUUCAAAUUGGAAGAUCUUCUACUCACCAUUCGCCAACCUGACGGCUUCCGCCCCUUUUCAGUGAGCAUAUACUCUUGCGAACUCCCUCGAUUGAGAAAACAAUGGCUCUUUUAUGAUUUCCUAUCUGCCAGCCAUAUGUCUGGGUCAUUUGAUGGCUCUCUCUUCACGAUCCAUCCGCGACAAGUUCACGGUACAGUCUCAAGUCGAUACCAGGGAGUCAUGAUGGGGUUAGAGGAAUCCAAAUCGUGGAAAAAAUUCAAUCGGCUACGGAUUGAUGGCUUGAAGAUUGACCAUCUGAACCGUGGAGUGGAAGGCCCAUUUGGCUGGAUAUAUGAAGGAAACGUCGACAUUGUUGCUGAUGUCAUGUUUCCUGAGGAUAUGGACGACAGUAUUACAAAGGUCGUAACGGAUUUCUAUGACCAGCUGGAAGGCACAGUUAUUGCUAAUCGUUAUCGCUUUCUGCCUCGAGCCCCUACGCCCGAGAAUCUCUCAGAGAGCGAGCGCGCAACGAGCGAGAAGAAGGCUCAGAAACAAGCUAACGAGUCUGAGGAGGAUAGACGGCUUGUCAUCAUGGACUUGCGUAUUCACCUCAAUGACGUCAAGGCUGCCGUACCUUUAUUCACCCCUGAUCUAUCAUAUGUCAACCAGGCGCUUGUUCGCCCCAUUGUGGCCUAUAUCAACGCGAAGAAGACGUACAUUCCCAUCUCUAGCCGCAUCAUCAAGCCGCUAGGCGACUUUGACGGAAGCUGGACAGUCUUUGACUGUGGGCUCUUGGAUGAUGCAUCUGCCGAGACGUAUGAGGCUUUUGCAAAAGAUGUCGAAGAUCAGCAAAGCCGCGUCAGGCGAUUCCGAAAGGUUGGAUUCUGGACCUUGUCGCUGGCCAUUCAUGCUCUAUUUAUGGGUAUGGCUGGAAAUAUGGUCUAA